This is a messenger RNA of Eruca vesicaria subsp. sativa (arugula), 261 nucleotides long. NCBI's taxonomy places the organism in Eukaryota, Viridiplantae, Streptophyta, Magnoliopsida, Brassicales, Brassicaceae. The record is from the annotation of a GenBank genome assembly.
AUGUCAAGGGAGAGGGUCGAAGCAGUGGAGCCGGAGAAGAACUUGGUCACUUACAGGGUAAUAGAAGGUGAUUUGAUGAAAGAGUACAAAAGCUUUGUAACCACAAUCCAGGUGACCCCUAAGCAUGGAGGGCCUGGUAGUGUUGUGCACUGGCACCUUGAGUACGAGAAAAUUAGCGAGGAGGUUGCUCAUCCCGAGACUCUCCUCCAGUUCUGUGUUGAACUCUCCAAAGAGAUCGACGAACAUCUCUUGUCUGAGUAG